AUGAUUGUGAAAGUAAAGUUGUCGGUCCUUGCCUUUGCCGCAACUCUCUUAUCCACAAACUCAUUGGUUUCGGCACUUUCUGCGAAUGAUAUUCCCUCUGAUACUCCCAUUUCUUCUUUAUUGGCAUCUGCCAACGCGCAUCUAGCAAAGGGCGAAACGAAUGAUGCCUUAACUUAUUACGACAUUGCUAUCGCCCGCGAUCCAUCGAACUAUCUCAGUCAUUUUCGUCGCGGAGCUGCCUACCUUUCCCUUGGUCGAAUGGCUCAGGCUGCCCAAGACUUCGAUAAAGUAUUAACAAUCAAACCAGGCCAUGAACCGGCAUUAUCACAAAGGGCGAAGAUCAGAGCAAAGAACGGAGAUUGGGAAAACGCCAAACAAGAUUACCUCUCCCUCGGCGCAUCUCAUGGAGCAGAAGAAGAACUCGCGAAUCUAGUAGAGGCCCAAGGCGCAGCUAGUUUGGCAGUGGAUGCAGAGAAAAAUCAGAAUUGGGAAGAAUGUGUAACACAAGCCGGAGCUGCAAUAAUGGUUGCCUCCAAGGUAGUAUCACUUCGCAAAACUAGAGCUCAUUGUCGAUUCGAACGCGGUGAAGUUCAAGAAGGAAUGAGUGAUCUCAAACACGUUCUUCAAAUGCAACCAGGACUUACGGAUCCCCAUCUCCGGAUUUCUACAAUCAACUUUUACAGCUUGGGGGAAAUGGAGCAGGGUAUGGACCAAUUGAGGAAGUGCUUGCAUUCAGAUCCAGAUUCGAAGAGUUGUAAAAAACUAUACAGAAGAGAGAAGACUAUCGAUAAAGCCUUAGCCCAGGUUCGGAAAUAUUUUGAAAAGCAUCAAUUUGCGAGCGGAGUGAAACUUCUUGUUCCAUCCGGGGACGAAGUUGGGUUGGCUCAAGAGAUAAAGGAUGAUGUCAAGGAACACCGAGAGGCUGGCUUAAUCCCUGAGCAUGCGCCAAAUCACCUGCUCACUCAAGUUGUCGAAAUGGUUUGCCAGGCUUAUCACGAGACCAAAAAUACUAAGAAGGCCACUGCUUACUGUGACGAAGCUCUUUCACUCAACGAAAACUCCCUUUAUGGACUCCUUCAUAAAGCCCAGAAACAUAUGGAAGCAGAGAACUACGAAGCUGCUAUAUCCACCCUCAACACUGCAAAGGAAAACCAUCCUGAAGCGCAGCAGAUUGGAGGACUCUUACAAAAAGCCCAAGUAGAAUUAAAGCGAAGCAAGACAAAAGAUUACUACAAAGUUCUAGGGGUUCCUAAGGAUGCGGACGAGCUUCAGAUCAAAUCCGCAUACAGAAAAUCAGUCAGAAUAAAUCAUCCAGAUAAGGCCCAUAAACAAGGAAUUAGUAAGGAAGAGGCUGAAAAGAAGAUGGCAGCGAUUAAUGAAGCAUACGAAGUACUGAGUGAUCCUGAAUUGAAGGCUCGCUUCGACCAAGGAGAUGAUCCAAAUGACCACGAGCAACAAAGAGGACAUCCAUUCCAACAGGGUAGCCCAUUUGGUGGCGGUGGAUUCCCUUUCCAACAUGGCGGUGGACAUCAUGGUGGUGGGCAACAAUUUAAUUUCAAGUUCGGGCAAGGGGGAUUCAAUUUCGGUUGA
Botrytis sinoallii is the source of this 1590-nucleotide messenger RNA. RefSeq lists its product as uncharacterized. Gene Ontology annotation, biological process: protein folding in endoplasmic reticulum. Lineage: Eukaryota; Fungi; Ascomycota; Leotiomycetes; Helotiales; Sclerotiniaceae. The record is from RefSeq and is a predicted model, not a curated record. Gene Ontology annotation, cellular component: endoplasmic reticulum. Bases 1 to 1590 code for a protein of 529 amino acids. Gene Ontology annotation, molecular function: protein-folding chaperone binding; misfolded protein binding. The transcript has 2 exons.